AGUGAGGGUCUAAGAGAGUGGUAGAAGGAAGAUAAUGUGAUAUACAUCAUUGUCUAAGAAACCCACAAAACUCCCAAUUUCAUAAGCUAAGCUCUUUCAGUUACUCUCCAACCACUCGACAAACCAUAACACUCGAGGCUUCUCUCUCAGGGUAUUUGAUGAAUAUGGCAUUGUCGUUGUCCUCUGCCGUCGGCAAGCAAGUUCAACCACUGGUGGGGAAUUUUCAGGGGAGUUUCAGUAUGGAGCAGUUUUUCCGGCGGAAAGAGAAGGUGGUUAUUGUAAUGGGAGCCACCGGAACGGGUAAAUCUCGGUUGGCAAUCGACUUAGCCACUCGAUUUCCGGCGGAAAUUGUGAACUCGGACAAGAUUCAAGCGUACGAAGGGCUGGAUGUUGUCACAAACAAAGUCACCGAUGAAGAACGCCGGGGAGUUUCUCACCAUUUGUUGGGCUCAAUUGACCCGAAUUCAAAUUUCUCUUCUCAUGAUUUUACAUAUCAUGCCUCUGUUGCUAUUGAAUCCAUUUUGGCUCGUGAUCGUCUCCCGAUUGUCGCCGGCGGCUCCAAUUCUUACAUUGAAGCUCUGGUUGAUGAUUGGGCAGAGUCUCGAUUUCGAUAUGAGUUUUGUUUUUUGUGGGUCGAUGUGUCCUUGCCGAUUCUUCAAAAGUUUGUUUCCGACCGUGUUGAUCGGAUGGUCGACGGUGGAUUCGUCGGUGAAGUUAGGGAAUUUUUUGAUCCGGAAGGAGAUUAUUCUCGUGGAAUUAAACGAGCUAUUGGAGUACCGGAAUUACACGACUAUUUAAGAGCAGAACGCGACGGUGCUGACCAAAGAACUUUGACAAUUCUUCUUGAAUUAGCCAUUUCCAAGAUUAAAGACAAUACAUGCCAAUUGGCUCUCCGGCAACUACAGAAGAUUCGCCGCCUUCGUAAUAAACGGAAUUGGAAUCUCCGGCGUCUUGAUGCCACCGGAGCGUUUUUGACCAACAGUGGGAACCCCAAUGACGCAUGGGAUAAAUUCGUUCUUCAACCGAGCUUGAGGAUCGUUGACAAAUUCCUCACCGACGACAGCCGCCUUAUCACCACCCCCAUUGUCUCGCCGGAGGCGGCCCCUCUCGUCGCCGCCGUCAGUCGUUGAAAGUAAAAAAAAAAAGUCAACCCCACAGAAUCAACGGCGCCGCUCAGCAUGCCACGUGGCAAGCUUAUGAUUUUACGUUUUUUUUAAAAAAAUAAUUUUGGUUUUUUCCUUUUUUUGGGCUUCGGUAAUUUUAAAAGAAAAACACAAAAAGGAAAGUUUUUAAAAACUUUCGAAAGCAAAAAAUUACCACUUGGGACUGACAAACGUUACUGUCAGGUCGUUAAGUACUUAAAAUUGGCGGCCGUACGGAUAAUAUAUUUUUAAAAGGAAAAUUAUAAAUCUCGGCCUGCUUUUAAAAGUUUAAAAUAAUUUUUUCUUAAAAAAAGGAAAAAUAAAUUGGAUAAUUCUGUGUGAUGCGGCUACAUCAGCUUCAAUGCACUUGUCUUGUUGGCACUUUAUCAUUGGGUGGUUUUGAGAAGUCGGACCCACUUACCCCCACCCCCGUGUGUAUUAAAAGCCUCUUCGUAUGGAGUUUUUGGUCUUUUCA
Cucurbita moschata (crookneck pumpkin) is the source of this 1617-nucleotide messenger RNA. Its product is annotated as adenylate isopentenyltransferase 5, chloroplastic-like. Bases 159 to 1130 code for a protein of 323 amino acids. Gene Ontology annotation, molecular function: tRNA dimethylallyltransferase activity. Gene Ontology annotation, cellular component: mitochondrion. The record is from RefSeq and is a predicted model, not a curated record. NCBI's taxonomy places the organism in Eukaryota, Viridiplantae, Streptophyta, Magnoliopsida, Cucurbitales, Cucurbitaceae. The transcript has 2 exons. Gene Ontology annotation, biological process: cytokinin biosynthetic process; tRNA modification.